UAAAGAACCGAGCUUCCCUAUAGAUAGCUUCGCGCCUCCCUCUAUGUACUCCUUGUCACUCUCCUUCACUUUCCCCUUUUUCUCUCUCUUAAAACCCAUUCUCUCCCUUAACACUUUCUCUUGAACGCACAAAUCUUUUCCUCCUCCUCCUCCUCUUCUUCUUCUUCUUGGCUUGUACUAUAGUUUAGUAAUGGCAGCACAAGACGUACCAGAAGAUCCCCCAGAGCAGCUCGUGAACUACAAGACUUGGGUCUUAAAAGUUUCCAUUCACUGCGAAGGCUGCAAAAGGAAAGUCAAGAAAAUUCUCCAACAAGUCCCUGGAGUAUAUGCCAUAGAUAUUGAUCUCAAGCAACAAAGAGCAACAGUCACUGGUAACGUAGAAGCCGAAUCUUUACUCAGGAGGCUUCAGAAGUCCGGUAAACACGCCGAAUUAUUGCCACAACAGUCUGAUCACAAGGAGAAAAAGCCUGCUAAAAACAAGAAUAAAGAGAAACAAAUUGACCAACAAAGCAAAGAAGCUACAACAUCUAGUCAACCGGAUACUAGUAUCAACAAAGAGGUGAAACCAAAAGCUAAAGUAGUAGUACCAAAAGAACCUUCAGGAAAAAUUCAAGAUGCUAGCGGUGAAGCACCCAGAAAAAGUGAGAAACGCAGUUCCGGUUCAGCUAAACCGGAAGAGGAAACCGGCACCGGCUCUGGUGACGGACCGGCGGUGGCUCAGGGUAGUGAAGCUGGCGAUGAGAAAGGGAACAGCGAUGAAGCAGUAAAGGAGUCUAAAUCUGAGGGGAAGAAACCAGAAACCGCCUCCGCCGGUAAAGAACAAAUUCCAGUGGCGGCGGAGGAAAAAGGUGCUGAUAGUGAUAAUGCUUCUGUUAGUGGCGAAAAAAGCGGUGGUGGCCCAGGUGUUGAAGCAAGUGGUAGUACUGGUAAAAAGAAGAAAAAGAAAGGGCAAAAUGGUAACAACACGGAGGGGACACAAUCAAGUGUUUCUCCGGCAGGUGCAGAAUUCGAACAUCAUGAUAUGGGCCCACAAGCUUUUGUUCCGACUAAUGGUAGCCCUCCACGUCAUCCAGGUUAUCAUUAUUACCCGCAGCAGGUCCCACAGUACUACGCCCCACCACCAGCAUACGUCGUUAGCUACAAUACCGCGCAACCUACGAGUACCUAUACGGCAUCGUAUUAUGCUCCGACACCUCCAACUUCGUAUGCGUAUACGUAUUCUGGUCCUGUCACGGAACCUCCACCGUCGGAUCUGGACUCGUAUCCACGCCAGCCGUUGGAUUCAUUUGAAAUGUUUAGUGAUGAAAAUCCAAAUGGGUGCUCUGUUAUGUGAUGAAAUAACAAAAUCCGGGCAUUAAUUAUACGUAGGAUUUUGGACUAUAUACGGCUUAUACUGCUUGUAUAAGUAUAAGAGGGUUUAAUUUUGUGGUUUUAUGUAGAUAAGUAUAAAAACGGAGAGAAUUAGGGUGAGAUUUAGAAAAUGCCAGGUGUUAGGCGUUGGGGGCUUUAAUCUUUAAGUGGGUUGUUGCUUCUUGUUCAAUGUUUUAGCUUUAUUUAGUACAUUUUCGUUUUUUAGUCUAAAUAGUAGCUUAGCCUUGUAAUGCUUUGUUGUACUUUGGCCCUUUUGCCUCAUUCAUCUCUUUUUCUCUAAUUCUGUGUAAAAUACAUUUGCAAAUU
Molecule: messenger RNA, 1677 nt
Organism: Nicotiana attenuata
Lineage: Eukaryota; Viridiplantae; Streptophyta; Magnoliopsida; Solanales; Solanaceae
Product: heavy metal-associated isoprenylated plant protein 35-like
Exons: 3
Coding region: 191-1333 (380 amino acids)
Molecular function (GO): metal ion binding
Source: RefSeq, a predicted model, not a curated record